Molecule: messenger RNA, 9070 nt
Organism: Nyctereutes procyonoides (raccoon dog)
Lineage: Eukaryota; Metazoa; Chordata; Mammalia; Carnivora; Canidae
Gene: ZNF606
Product: zinc finger protein 606
Exons: 6
Coding region: 2043-4418 (791 amino acids)
Biological process (GO): regulation of DNA-templated transcription
Source: RefSeq, a predicted model, not a curated record
GUCGCUGAGGCUGUGGGGCCGCUGUUUCUGUCGCAGCGGAGGGAUAGGAAGGACGGGAAAACGAGCUAGAAGACGCGACUCCGGCAAUCCGGGCAGCGCCAGGGCGGAUCCCGCGCCUGCCCUUUCCGCGCCGGCUUCGCGCUCCCGUUUCCGUUGGUUCUCCCGCCUCGGGGCUCGCGGCCGCGCUGGGCCGGCUGGGCGGACCCGAGGAGCCCUGGACGUCGGUCCUGGCGCGGGGUCGCGGCUGUCGGCCCCGUACGCUUUUGUCUUCCCCGCCGCGCGCGAGGAUCCCAAGUGCCCCGCGGGCCGAACCUUGGAGCGGAACAAAAGCCGGACGCCCCCGGCCGAGCGAGCCCGAGCUUGCUAAGUCGCCUGCCGAGCGCGCACUGGCGGGGACCGGCUCACGGGUGGGAGGCUGGGAGCCACGAAACAGGUAAGGCCAGCGGCUCGCUGCUACGGGCUCCUGAGCAUCACUCCUCCCCGGUGGUUGCAGAUAAAAUCGGACGGGAGGCCAGGCAGCAGGUGAUGAGGACGCCUCUGAGGCUGUUAAUGGGCAUGCACACCUUUCUUUCCCCAGCGGGUGUUUCUCGUCCGCGCGGGUCCACCGGAGGCGCGGAAGGACGACGUGGAACGUGGGAGGGGAACAGCCCCCAUUCCCUUCAGCUUGCAGUGACGGCGGAUUUUGUUAAGUUGCAAACAGCGGUGCAGCGUAGUAUGCCUGCUUUGAGCUUUGUCACAGAUCCCGGUGUUCCUGGGGUCCAGUAGGCGUCCUGGUGCCUUAUACACAUUCCCAGGAAACCCAGAGCUCUGCCAGUUGGCCUUGGAACCCUCAGAGAGGUCUCGGGACUUGCACAAAGACUUGGAACCCAGGGAGUUUGUGGUCUGGGCUCUGAACCAGUAAACAGACAGGCUUGGGCCUGGUAGGUUUUGCAGAUUGAUUUCUGUUAGGUUUUUUAGUAACUAAAUGGAAAUAAGACCGCCAAGGCAAGCGAGGGUCCAAGAACAGAUUUUAUUGCAGGCACCCUCGGGCGAGGUUCCACGACUCACGGGGGAAAGAGAGUGAGUCGGGGAAGUCGCGCCAAGACAAGGUGGUAGGGGGUUUACAUAACGUUGUAAGGCAGAACGGUUUCCUAUUGGUUGGCUCAUAUGCAAAGGAAGGAUUGCAAUCCAACCAGUCAGAGUGACCCUCACUAUGCAAAGGAAGGAUUGCAGUUCGGCCAGUCAAAGGUGACUUCCUCCUCUGGGGUUUGAAGGGCAUUGGGUUCGGUUGGGGAAGUCCAAAGGAGAGGUCUAAGGGUCUGCGUCAAGCUGUCAGCAGGUCAUUGGUCCAUUGGCGUCCCAAGUGGAGGUAGUGACAGGAACUUCAGCCAUUUUGGGGUAUCCGCCAUCUUGAGGAGUUUCCCUUCCCGCCUGGCCCCAACAAUUUCUUCUUUCCUUCCCUUCUUUUCCUCCCUCCCUUCCCUUUUAGGUAAAAUUUGCAUAACAAAAAAUUAGCCGUUUUAGAGUACAACUUAGUGGUUUUGUUGUAUAUUUAGAGAGUUGUACAAUAAAAUAUUAUCUAAUUCUAGAACAUUUUCAUCACCUCCCAAAAGAAAUCUUUGCACCCAUUAAGCGGUCACUCCUCAUUCCUCCCUCCCUGCCGGCUCUAGGCAGCCACUGAUUCAUUGGGCGGUGCAUGUAGAUUUUACAGUAAUUUUUGUAAAUCACCAAAAAGUUACUUCGAAGUUGUCACUCGGUGUCUCUUGGGAGCCAUUGACAAAUUUCCACCCUCUAAUCCUGGAUUGUGCUCUUUUUUCAGCUUAACUCCCUUUUCAUUCUGUUGUUUUUGACUUGUAAAUUUUGUUUUCUUAUAAUGCUCCCUAGAAGUCUUCUGUUGUUUCUGUGGAUAGGCUGCCUUUUUUGUUACUGGUUCUUCUUCAGAGAAAGGACCACUUUUGUGUUUUCUAUUUUUGUCAUUAGGUUGGUACUGCAAUUGCAUUCCGUGAAUGAAUCACCUGAAUCAAGUGCACCUGGGAGGGCACCUGGUCCAUUGAUCCUGUGGGAUGGCAGCCAUCAACCCUUGGGCCUCCUGGGGUAUCCUUACGGACCAGUCCUGGGGAAUGGCGGCUGUUGACCCGUGGGCCUCCUGGGCUCUAUGUCCUCAGGACUCUGCCUGGCAUUUGGAAGAGAACCCCGAGGAGGAGAGGAGGGCCACUGGGCUCCCGACAGCCGAGGUCCAGGAACCAGUAACCUUCAAGGAUGUAGCUGUGGACUUCACCCAGGAGGAGUGGGGGCAGCUGGACCCUGUUCAGAGGACGCUGUACCGUGAUGUGAUGCUGGAGACCUAUGGGCAUCUACUCUCUGUGGGGAAUCAGAUUGCCAAGCCAGAAGUCAUCUCUCUAUUGGAGCAAGGAGAGGAGCCCUGGUCAGUGGAACAAGCAUAUCCUCAAAGCACUUGUUCAGAAUGGAUGAGAAAACUUGAAAGCAAAGCAUUGAUCCCAACCCAAAGCGUUUUUGAAGAAGAACAAUCCCAUAGGAUGAAGUUGGAAAGAUACAUAUGGGAUGAUCCUUGGUUCUCCAGGUUAGAAGUCUUGGGAUGUAAAGACCAAUUAGAAAUGUAUCACAUGAACCAGAGUACAGCUAUGAGGCAAAUGGUCUUCAUGCAAAAGCAAGUACUCUCUCAAAGUGGUUCUGAAUUCUGUGAAUUUGGAGCAGAGUGUAGCCAGAACUUAAAUUUUGUUCCAUCUCAGAGAGUUUCUCAAAUAGAACAUUUCUAUAAGCCUGAUACAAAUGCUGAAAGCUGGCGGUGUAAUUCAGCAAUAAUGUAUGCAGAUAAGAUUACCUGUGGAAGUCAUGAUUAUGACAAAGCCUUCCACCAAUCCAUACAACCUAUUCAGCCUGAAAGGAUCCAAACUGAAGAUAAUCUUCUCAAGUGUGCGGAUGCUGUUAAAUCUUUCAAUCAUUUACUACAUUUUGGUGAUCAUAAGGGAAUGCAUACAGGAGAAAAACUCUAUGAAUAUAAGGAAUGCCAUCAAAUCUUUAACCAGAGCCCUUCAUUUAAUGAACAUCCACGACUUCAUAUUGGAGAAAACCAGUAUGAUUACAAAGAAUAUGAGAAUAUCUUUUAUUUCUCAUCAUUUAUGGAACAUCAAAAAAUUGGUACUGUAGAGAAAGCAUAUAAAUACAAUGAAUGGGAGAAAGUCUUUGGGUAUGAUUCAUUCCUUACUCAACAUACAAGCACUUACACCUCAGAGAAACCCUAUGAAUAUAAUGAAUGUGGGACAUCUUUCAUCUGGAGCUCUUACCUUAUCCAGCAUAAGAAAACUCAUACUGGAGAGAAACCCUAUGAAUGUGAUAAAUGUGGAAAAGUGUUUAGGAAUCGUUCAGCCCUUACUAAACAUGAACGGACUCACACUGGAAUAAAGCCCUACGAAUGUAACAAAUGUGGAAAAGCCUUCAGCUGGAAUUCUCAUCUUAUUGUACAUAAAAGAAUUCAUACAGGAGAAAAACCUUAUGUAUGUAAUGAAUGUGGGAAAUCUUUCAACUGGAACUCCCAUCUUAUUGGACAUCAGAGAACUCAUACUGGAGAGAAACCUUUUGAAUGUACUGAAUGUGGGAAGUCUUUCAGCUGGAGCUCCCAUCUUAUUGCCCAUAUGAGAAUGCAUACUGGAGAGAAGCCCUUUAAAUGUGAUGAAUGUGAAAAAGCUUUCAGGGAUUACUCAGCCCUUAGUAAACAUGAAAGAACUCACUCUGGAGCAAAACCAUAUAAAUGUACGGAAUGUGGAAAAUCCUUCAGCUGGAGCUCCCAUCUUAUUGCCCAUCAGAGAACUCACACAGGUGAAAAACCCUACAACUGUCAGGAAUGUGGCAAAGCAUUCAGAGAACGCUCAGCCCUCACUAAACAUGAAAUAAUUCAUUCUGGAAUCAAGCCUUAUGAAUGUAAUAAAUGUGGAAAAUCCUGCAGCCAAAUGGCUCACCUUGUUAGACAUCAAAGGACUCAUACUGGAGAAAAGCCCUAUGAGUGUAAUAAAUGUGGAAAAUCCUUCAGCCAGAGCUGUCACCUUGUUGCUCAUCGGAGAAUUCACACUGGUGAGAAACCCUAUAAAUGUAAUCAAUGUGAAAGAUCCUUUAACUGUAGCUCUCACCUUAUUGCGCAUCGGAGAACUCAUACUGGAGAGAAACCAUAUAGAUGUAAUGAAUGUGGGAAGGCAUUUAAUGAGAGUUCUUCCCUAAUUGUACAUCUAAGAAACCAUACUGGAGAAAAACCAUACAAAUGCAAUCAUUGUGAGAAAGCUUUCUGUAAGAAUUCUUCUCUUAUUAUUCAUCAGAGAAUGCAUAGUGGAGAGAAACGCUUUAUAUGCAAUGACUGUGGAAAAGCCUUUAGUGGUCACUCAGCCCUACUUCAACAUCAGAGAAAUCAUAGUGAAGAGAAACUGUGAAUUGAAAAUUGAUAGAUUUUUCUUUUUUUUGUACAUUUAGUAAUACUUUGAAAAAGGAAAAAAAAUCCCUAUAAAUCAAGAGAGGAAAUUUUUUAGUAAGAAUUCAGGAAAACUCCUCUUUUACUCGAUAGAAAAUAUCUGCUUAGAAGAAACCUGUGAAUGGAAAGACUGGGAAAACUUUCAGCAGUUAUGUAGCCUUUAUUUAACAUCAGAUAAUUAGAGUGAAGAAAACUCCAAACUCUCAUAAUUCUCCACCAGGAGUCCUACUUAUGGAACACGAAUGUAGGGAAUGAGACUUCUUUUAGUAAGAGAUCUCAACUAUUUGUGGAUCAAAGUGCAUUGUUAAGGGGAAAACCUUGUUCUGGGAAAAGUUUUCAACUGAAAAUAUACUGUUUUAAAUCAAGCUGGAAUAAUGGAUGGGAAGAUUUAUAGUAACAUCUUUUGCAUAGUUGUGGAAAUACAGAUUUUGCUGUUUUAGAGGGAGGAUGUGGGUGCCCUUUAAGGAAUAGAAUAUGAAAUACUAUAAAUCUGAAUUUAAGAAAAAAAUAGUAUUAAAUGGGAUAUUUACUGUUGAUCAAGAUUAACCUUAGAAAAGAUUAGUAAAUGAGAUUACUAAUGGUGGAAAGAUAAUUACCUAGAAGUAUGAGACUGACAUUGGAACAAGAGGUGACAGUUUAUGACCCAGUGUGUCAGUGUCCAUGGUUUACUCAUGGUUGCAUUGUUGGAAAAUUCAUUUGUAAUUUGUGUUAGGCAAUCCCUAUAAGUUAUAAUGUGGACACUGCAUCAGUAUACAUAAUGUUAAGGAAUGAAAAGGACAAAAUUGUACAUAUAUAUCUAUAAUUAUAACCUCUAAUAAAUGUAUACAGAUUAAGACUGGGAGGACCCAUGGAGAAAUUAACCUGGUUAAUUUAAUUUUUUUAAAAGUUUUACAAACACAGCACUUAUUAUGUGCUAGGCUUUGUUUUAAAUGCUUUUCAAAUAUUAACUUCUUCAGUCUCCUUAAUUCUAUGAGAUAGGUUCCAUUAUUAUCCCAGUUUUACAAAUGGAGAAACUGGGGCAGAGAUGUUGAGAGACCUACCUAAGGACACACAGUUAUUAAGAAAUGGAACUGAGAUUGUUUGGCUCCAGAGUCAUGUUUUUAACUACUAUGUUAUGCUGCCUCUCAAGUGAUUUUUUUCCCCAUUUUUUCCCUUUUGUUCAGUUUUCUAUAGUAGAUAUUUAAUAAUAAAAGUCCAUAAAUUCCUAAACAAUGAGAAAUAAAAUUACCUGGCUCUCUAUCCUGAAUGCUUUCUGUAACAUGAGAGCUCCUCCCUUUGGAAUAUGAAAUCUGGAUUGGACAUUCAGAAUCACUGCAUUUUCUGGGACCUGGGUUCCCUAGGAUUUCACUACCCAUAACUCUGAGAAUUACAGCACAGCAAUGGCUGGAAGACUCAAUGGACAUUUGGGCAAUGCUGAGGAAUGCCCCUUGAUGGGUUUAGACUGGCCUUCAUAGGACAGAACAAGAGACACUACUGCACAUGGGAGCACUAUUUCUCAAGGUCUCCCUCAAAUUCAGUGUUUAUGCUUUAUCUUCUCUACAUGAGAAGAUUGUUUGAUAGUAGGGGGGCUUCAGAAGGGAAGGGAGCUCACCAAUUCAUCAGAGUGAAUGCUCUGAAUACUCCUAGUAAAGGCAAGAUACCUAAGAGGAUUUUAAGUGGCUUUUCUCCAGUUCACAAAUAUUUCCUGUAUUUCCCCUAAAGUAGGGCUAUAACUAAGAGUCAGCAAUCCUUGGAUAUGCUUCAAGGAUAUUGGUUAGAAAUCUAGGAUACAAAAGGUUCAUCUGGUUCUUGUAGGGUCCAUGAUUCCCCGUUGGUUGAGAAAGUGGCCUAGCGGUGUGGGGAGGCAGUGCUCACCAUCUGAUUCCUGUAGCUGGAACUCAUAUAAUUAUGUAAUGUCUGAUUCCCUACCUUUCAGGGUUCAAUACAUAGUGGUCACCCAAUAAAUGUUGCAGGAGUAAAUUAACUGAAUGGAAUUCUCAUGUGAUUUGUGCAAAGAUAAAGAGAUAAGGUAAAGAUUUGUGCAAAGAGCUUUAGAGAGAAUAAAAUUAGCAACAUCUCUGUUAAGAGAAAGCACUACGUAUGAAGUCAUACUGUAGCUAUAUGGGUAUAGUAUUCCAGUACCCAAUAUAAUACAUUUUGAGCAAAUCCAGUUUCUCUGAUUUAGGAACUCCAAAGGAUCUCAUAAUUCAUAUACAAUAUUAUAUAAACAUCCUGACAAGUUAUCUAUUACCCAGCUUAGUAUCUUUUAAAAAAUAAUUUCUAAAAGUGCCUCUUCUGGCCCAGCCUACAUCACAAAUCAAGAGAAAGUCCCAGACUUCUGCUUCCUCCUGAAAGGACCUCCUACAUCCCUACCACUUAAAACACAGCCUUACAUGCAGAGUGUGCCUUAGAUGUUCAGGACUCCCAGCCCCCUCACCUCCCUUAUUCUAACCCAUGUGUGGCUCAGUUCAUUGUCCCUCCCCCCUUUUUAAGAUUUUAUUUAUUCAUGAGAGACACCAAGAGAGACAGAGGCAGAGGGAGAAGCAGGCUCUACGUAGGAAGCCUGAUGUGGGACUCGAUUCCGGGACUCCAGGAUUACAGCCUGAGCUGAACGCAGACACUCAGCCACUGAGCCACCCAGGCAUCCCAGUUCAUUGCUCUUUUGACCACAUCUUCAACUUCUCCCGAACUCUGGAACCUUCUGCCCUUCUGCCGGGGCCAGUUGGAAUUCUUAAUUUGGCCAUGAGCUCUCCCCUUUCACCUUCCUGUUGUGGUUGAAGCUUGGGUCUCCGCUAUGCACAGUGUCUCUUACAAGAGUGCCAGGGGGUGGCUCCUUUCCCUCCCACUUUUCUCAUUUGCUGCUUCUAGAUUGUUCUUCCCUUUUCUCUAAAACUUACCUCUGACUCUUGGGACAUGAGACCGUCACUCUUGAUUCCUUCAUUGCAGUCAGCUAUUUGGGGUCUACAUAUCAGAUUUCAGCACCUGCUUUACUGCAUCUAGAACCACCUCCAUCAUAAUGCUUCCUGAGUCCAUCAUCCAUCUAAGUGAUCCCACAGUUCUUUGACCGCUGUGCUCAUGGUUUUGUAAACCACUCUUCACUCCCAUUGUCAUCCCUAGGACUAUACCAUUACUAGUGACUGGAACACCUCCACUAUCUCUUUUUUAAGCUGGUUGGCUAUUUAGUAUCAAGAUUCCAAUAGCCCCUUAACCUUCCCUCAUGCUCACUGCCAGCAGAUGACUUUGCUUCUUAUUUCCCCGAGAGAACAGAAGCAAUCAGAAUCCUGCCAUAACAUCAACCCACCUUCCACAGUGUCCAUGCAUUCCCACUGGUACCUAUAUACAAACUGAUUGGGUUGGCCCUAGAGCCUGUCUCCUCCAUACUGCUCAAGGGCAUUGUUUUUUUUUUUUUAAUUUUUUUAAAAUUUAUUUAUGAUAGUCACAGAGAGAGAGAGACAGAGACACAGGCAGAGGGAGAAGCAGGCUCCAUGCACCGGGAGCCCGACGUGGGAUUCGAUCCCGGGUCUCCAGUAUCGCGCCCUGGGCCAAAGGCAGGCGCCAAACUGCUGCGCCACCCAGGGAUCCCUCAAGGGCAUUGUUAUAGCAAGUUUCCCCUCUCUUGUGUCUUCAAGUUUUCCCUACAUACUGGAUUAUUCCAACAUGCAAACAUGCUUUUAAAAAACAAAACCCAUUGAUACCACAUCCCCUUCUAGCUCUUGCAUAAUUUCUCUGCCUCGUUGUAGAAAGCAAAAUUUCUCAAAAGUUGUCUGUUCUUGCUCUACUUCCUUUCCAAUCUUUCUUCAACCUUCUCCAAACCUACCUCAAUGCCAGAUGUCCUCCACAUUGCUAAACCUAGUGGUCAAUUGUUUUUUGCCUUCCUUGACAUAGCAUUAUAGAUAAUAGAUCAUUUCCUCCUUAAAACAUGUUUUUCAGGGAUGCCUGGGUAGUAUAGUGGUUGAGCAUCUGCCUUUGACUCAGGUCGUGAUCCCAGGGUCCUAGAAUCAAAUCCCACAUUGGUCUCCCUGCAGGGAACCUACCUUUCUCUGUGUGUCUCUCAUGAAUAAAUAAAAUCCAAAAAACAAAACAAAUAUUUUUCAGCUGGCUUUCAGGACUUCCCUCCUGAUUCUGGGACAUUCUUUAUUUCAGGCCACUUGGCUGUUUCCUCCCCACUUUCCUUACCUCUUAAUGUUAGGACAUUAAGGGUGCCCUGUUUCCUACCUGUUUACACCCUUGAUGGUCUUGUCCAGUCUUGAGCUUCAAAUACCACUGGUACGCUGAUGACUUUACUUUUACGGCUACAGUUUGAUGAGUGUUGAAGUAUUUUUACUUUUCCAAAAAGUUCCUUCAUGUCUCUACCGUUCAUUCCCACCCUACCCUACACUCCCAAGCCCUGAGCAACCACUUCUCUGCUCUAUCACUACAUAUUAGAAUUCUCUUUUAGGCUUUUUUGUAUAAAUGGAAUCACACAGUAUUCUAUUCAUAUACUUACCUUUGUGUCCAGAAUUUUUUGCUCAACAUAAUGGAGGUUUUUUUGAGGCUCAUCCAUGUUAUAGCAUGUAUUGGUAGCUUAAUCCUCUCUCUCUUCUCUCUCUUCUCUUUCUCUCUCCCCCUCUCUUUUUUUUUUUUUUUUUGAGUUGA